GCGUGCUGCAGCGAGGAGUUCUAGUCAGGACGCAUGACCACCAGCUGUCCAUUUAUCACGAUAGUCACAACAGUCCGAGUCGAUCUCCCCACCCUCCGGCUUCGUCCGGCUGUGUCACCAAUACCUCAGAGUCAUAGGUGCCGCGCUAUAUAUACCCUGUGAUAGUCUUGACACUCGAUAGCGGACACGCGCACUCACACUCGGCUCAACAGCAAGCUCUGGUAUGUCGUCAGAGACUCAGAACCCGCUCGAAGGCGUACAAGCCUUCGUGUUCGACGUGUUCGGCACGGUCGUAAACUGGCGCAAGGGCAUGUACGACCAGCUCGAAGCAAAGCUCGGUGCCGUCGCACCCGACCAAGACUGGGACGUGUUCGCGGAGCAGUGGAGGAAGGGGUACUACAAGAAGACUGCCUCCGUCGCGUCCGGCGGCUCAGGCCCCCUCAACGUCGAUCAGCUUCACAGGGAGAUCCUCGACGAUAUGCUCGCGACCGACCGCCAGUGGUCACAUCUUGCGCCCCACCUCGACGACAUCGCGCGGCACGAGCUCGUCCUCUUCUGGCACCGCCUGCCGGGGUGGCCGGACACGUCCGCGGGGCUGCACGGCAUCAAGAAACACGCCAUCAUCGGGACGCUCUCGAACGGGAGCGUGCGGACUCUGGUCGACAUGGCGAAGUUCGCUGACCUCCCAUGGGACGUCGUCCUCUCCUCCGAGCUCCUCGGCUCUUACAAGCCAAAUCCGAAAACGUACCUCGGCGCGCUGCACCACCUCUCGCUCACCUCGCCGCCGCAGCUCUGCAUGGUCGCCGCGCACAUCUACGACCUCCGCGCAGCCGCGUCGCAUGGGCUGCGCACCGUCUUCGUGCGCCGCCCGCGCGAAGCGGACUCGCCGCCUGACGUGCGCGCGAAAACGGAGGGUGGAGAGGUCGAUAUGGUGGUGGACAGCUUUGAGGAGAUCGUGAAGGUUUUGGAGGCAAGAGCCGAGGAGAGGCAAGUAUGGCAGCAAUGAGUGGGGGGAAACGGACGGACGGAGUAAUUGUCUUCGGAAAGCAAACCUGAGCGCGGUAGCAUGUAUGAACAAGAGGGCGAAU
Molecule: messenger RNA, 1088 nt
Organism: Rhodofomes roseus
Lineage: Eukaryota; Fungi; Basidiomycota; Agaricomycetes; Polyporales; Fomitopsidaceae
Product: HAD-like domain-containing protein
Exons: 6
Coding region: 224-1006 (260 amino acids)
Molecular function (GO): hydrolase activity, acting on halide bonds, in C-halide compounds
Source: RefSeq, a predicted model, not a curated record